UUGCACUUCAUGCUUACCGACACCCUGCAGCCUCUGGCUCAGCUCCGCUCCCGCUGCUGCGAGCCCCUGAGCGAGGCCCUACUCGCCGUCAGCAGCGAUGCCGGCCCUGUCGACAGCUGGAUCGAAAACCUCGAGUGCCUCUAUCUUGGCGACGACAGCGACGAUCGCAGGCGCGAUGGCGACUUCAGAGUACCUUCCAAGCGCCGUCGAGGGCCUUCCGGUCCUCUCGCGAGCGUCCCGCCUUCCCCUGGAAUCUUGAAAAGGCGUAACCUGGAUCCUCUGACUGGCACUGAUGCAUCGCGAAACUACGUUGCCGUCUCGUACACUUGGGAGCCUUCUACAGACGAAAGUCCUGCCAUUGGCCGCUAUCUGAUUGAAACUCGUGAUAGGCAGCCACGCGUCCGCAACAGCGAGGUCCGUGAUAAUGUUUGGGACCGUGUCCUUCGCUUUGCAAAGUAUGUUGGCUGUCCCAACAUUUGGGUAGAUCGGGAGUGCAUCGAUCAGGAGAACGACGCUGAGAAGCAGGCGGCCAUGCAGAACAUGCACCUCGUCUACAGCCUCAGCAGGAAUCCUGUUGCUCUUCUGACCUGCACUAUCACCACCGAGCAACAGCUUGUACUGCUCGCUGAUCUGCUCAACGGCAAUGUCCAAGAACAGAAGCGAGCGGCCACUCUAGAUCUCCUGCAACACAUAACUUCGAGCUCGUGGUGGAAUCGUGCCUGGACGUUUCAGGAAGACUAUAGAGCUUCUAGCCGUAUAAAGUUGCUCAUUCCGCACACACCCGAUCUUCAAGUUUGUAAACGAAAACUUCGAAGUAGCAAGGGCGCCUCGUUGUUCGGUGCCCUCCCUGGGGAGGUCAUCCUUAAGUCUGCCGACUUCAAGAGGCAUGCGACCAGAUUCUGCAUCGCCUACCAGAAGAAUGGUGGACCUCAAUCUACUUGCAAAAGCAUCCUCGAAACCUCGGGUAGAUAUACAGAGCUCCUAAAAGAAAGGGCCGUUUCGCCUAGGACGCCUUCAAUCACACGCUCCAUGUCGCCUACAAUCUUCACAGAUGUAUGCAAGCGAGGCAUCACGACCGAGUCCGAUCGUCUAGCCAUAAUUGCAAACUGUUGUGGAUAUGAAACACGCCUCAGCAAUGACGCGCUCGCCAGACGGGACAGCUUGAGUCUCCUCUUGCUUGCGCUGUUCCUGAUCAACGGUGAAAUUAUGGAGAACGAUCCAGCGCGGAACUUCGGCUCCUUGGCAGACUCUGUCCUCACAUAUAUCACAAAGCAGUCUUUGCAAAGCUUCCGUCCGGUUGUACACCAGGAGUUGACCUUCAUCAAACAUUGUCGCUUCAUCCAGCCGAAACUCACAGCCGGCGGCAUAAGCACCAAGGGUCACCUAUGGACCCUAGGGAGAACCAUUCGGCGCGACGCCAUCACGGAUCCUGAUCUCACAGCAGCCCAGGUCCUUCAGAUUCUGUCCAUCGACUUGCAAGACGGUCUCUUUGGCAAAGAUCUUGACACCCUUGCCGAACAGAUUGACGAGUGGGCAGGCUCAAGCCAGGCCACAAAUGCGUCUUUCAGCUCGCAACAUCCAUCAUCCCAAUGGCGAGACUGGAUGGCGAAUCAAGUAGCUCAGUGCUUACGUGACGGCAAGUCACUCCGCCUGGGCACGCUCGUUGACGCGAUCGAACUCCAAAAUGGACGGAGGUCCACGAAACGCCAGCCUAGUGCGAUCUUCACCGCAGAGGAGGAUUCGCGCUCUCUCUUAGAUCCGGACACCCGACCAGCCGAACACGUCUUCACCUCUUUCCGAUGGGCUAGAAAUGAGUCAGACACGCUGGACAAACACGUCAGCUUGCGAGUAAGGCUUGCACCCGGCGAAGACGCAAGCCCGUCACCAAAGAAAUCAUCAGUGCCCAUUCAUGAUACUGUAGACGAGGCACUCAGUGUGGUCCCACCAAGACUAUAUAUCGAUCGUUGGGUGAAUGGACUCUGCUUUUUUGCAGGGCUUGCAACACAGGAGGUUGUGUUCCCAUUGCCGAGUGCCCUCACAGAGUGACUAGAGGCUCUAGCUGCGGGAAUACGUGAAGGCUGGGAGCCUUCUUGUCCAUCGACGAGAACGUGCCUCUCAUCAAUUCAGGCUCCGCUCUAGAUGAGUGGCCAGCAUUGCUUGUUCUAUUGUCAAAAAAAGGAAAUUUGGCCAGCGUCUUGGUCGACGUCUUGAGCAUGUCUUCUGUGGGAUACUUUUCGGUGCCUCUUCGGAACGGUCUACUUGAGGCAUCUCAUGCAUUGAGCCACAGUGCAAAAAGGACGCAAAACAUUGGGGGGCAAGAGGACUCCUGUUCAAGUCGCAAGACCAACAAAUUACAAGCUGUUCUAUGAUUUUCAUCUUGGUCACUGGUGGUGAUGCAUGUAGU
This is a messenger RNA of Microdochium trichocladiopsis, 2404 nucleotides long. RefSeq names its product heterokaryon incompatibility protein-domain-containing protein. The record is from RefSeq and is a predicted model, not a curated record. NCBI's taxonomy places the organism in Eukaryota, Fungi, Ascomycota, Sordariomycetes, Xylariales, Microdochiaceae. The coding region runs from base 10 to 2046 and encodes 678 amino acids. The transcript has a single exon.